AUGGCUUCUAAUAUCACCAUGGAGCAUGUUGAGUCUCAAAGGGGAAGGGAUGCUAUUCCUUCUCAAUGGGGAGGCAAGAAGAUCCGUUCUUCAAGUGAGCCUAGAGGUAAGGACUCUAACUUCUUAGAAGAAAGAGUUUCUAUGUUGGAAGAUGUUCUAUCCUCUAUGGAUGAGCAGUUCCAAAGGAUAGAACAUGACAAGGAGACCCUCGAGGCUCACGUGUUAGGAGAACUAGAUGCUUUCAAAGAAAGCAUGCUCCAAAUCGAAGAGAAGCUUGAGAAUUCCUUGAAGCUAUUUGAGGAAGUUCGAGUUUGGUUCGAGGAGGCAAAAUCUCGACCAACCAUUAUAAGGGAGACGACAAAGAUUGAUCUCCCCAAGCCAAAGGAAUUCAAGGGCGUAAGGGACGCUCGUGAGGUGGAGAACUUCCUAUGGCAAAUGGAGAGGUACUUCGAAGGCCAAGGGGUAGUCGAAGAAACAAUAAAGGUACGCACUGCAGCUCUCUACCUUUCUGAUAAUGCUACUUUGUGGUGGAGGAGAAAGUGCGUAGAUAUGGAGAAGGGUACUUGCAACAUAACCACAUGGGAAGAUUUCAAAAGGGAGUUGAAAAGACAAUUCUUCCCUGAAAAUGUGGUUUAUGAAGCAAGGAAGAAGUUGAGGGAGUUGAAGCACAAGAGUACGAUUAGCGACUAUGUAAAGGAGUUCACUACUCUCACACUUCAAAUCCCCAACUUAGCAUCAGAGGAUGCAUUGUUCUUCUUCAUUGAUGGACUCCAACCUUGGGCAAAGCAAGAACUACAAAGAAGGAAUGUUAAGGAUGUCGAUGAGGCCAUCGUGGUGGCCGAAUCACUCACUGAGUAUCAUAGGGGAGACUCUAAACCCAAGUCUUCUUCCAAGCCUAGUUCUACUAAAAGUGGGGGAGACAAGGGGAAGAGUUUCUCAACCAAGAAGGAAGGAAAAUACUCUUCAAAGAAAGAGUACGAGGAAAAGAAGAAGGCUUUCGUACCUAAAGGAGGAUGCUUCGUGUGCAAGGGACCACACCAAAUGAAGGACUGUCCCAAGUUAGGGACUCUGGCAUCUAUCGCCAAGGAACGAGAGGCCCAAACUCAAGUAACUGAGUGUGUUGGAUCCAUCCAACACAUAAAUGCUGUGAAGGGCAAAGAGGCAAGCACUGCAGAAAAGAAAGGCUUGAUGUAUGUCAAAGCCUUUAUCAAUGAAAAACCUGUCAUGGCUAUGAUCGACACUGGUGCUACACACAACUUCAUCACGCCUGAUGAAGCAAAGAGGCUUGGGUUGAAGAUCACCGAAAAGAAUGGUUGGUUCAAACCCGUGAACACCAAGGGUGAACCCCUUAAGGGAGUAGCAAAAGGGGUUGAGAUGACUCUUGGUUCUUGGAAGGGCCUUGUAGAUUUCUCAGUAGCACCCAUGGAUGAUUUUAAAAUAGUCAUCGGGCUCGAUUUGCAAAGGAAGGCAAAUAUAAUACCUAUGCCAUACUACGACGUAGUAUGUGUCAUGGAGAAAGGGUCUCCAUGCAUGGUCCCUACAGUAUCUAAAGUUGGAGGACCACCGAUACUCUCUGCUAUGCAACUCAAGAAAGGGUUCAAAAAGGGAGAGAUUACAUAUUUGGCUCUAUUACAAGAGGAGUCAACAUCUGAAAGAGAAGACGUUCCUCCCAAAAUCAAGGAAAUCCUUGAAGAAAAUAAGGAUGUGAUGCCUCCCGAGUUGCCAAAACAACUACCACCUAGGAGGAAGGUGGACCACAAGAUCGAAUUGGAGUCAGGAGCAAAACCGCCCGCCUCAACUCCUUAUAGGAUGGCACCGCCAGAACUUGAGGAGUUGAAGAAGCAACUCAAGGAUUUGCUAGAUGCUGGAUUCAUCCGUCCAUCAAAGGCACCUUAUGGCGCACCAGUCUUGUUCCAAAAGAAGCAUGAUGGUUCAUUGAGACUAUGCAUCGACUAUCGAGCACUUAACAAGGUAACCAUCAAGAACAAAUACCCUAUUCCUUUGAUAGCCGAUUUGUUUGAUCAACUUGGUAGAGCCAAGUGGUUCUCAAAGCUAGAUUUGAGAUCAGGAUAUCACCAAGUGAGAAUUGCUGAUGGUGAUGAGCCUAAGACCACGUGUGUCACGAGGUAUGGAUCGUAUGAGUGGUUGGUAAUGCCUUUUGGCUUGACCAAUGCUCCUGCGACCUUCUGUACCUUGAUGAACGAGAUCUUUCGACCUUACCUUGAUCGGUUUGUAGUGGUCUACUUGGAUGACAUUGUUGUCUAUAGCAAUACUUUGGAGGAACAUGUAGAACACUUACGAACCGUGUUCAAGAUCUUACGAGAGAAUAACCUAUAUGUGAAGAAGGAAAAGUGUUCCUUUGCAAGGGACGAAGUCCACUUCUUAGGACACAUCAUUAAAGGUGGAACUCUCUGCAUGGAUCAAGGAAAGGUGAAGGCUAUCAAAGAGUGGGAGCCGCCAAACAAGGGAUACUCCGCCAAGGCUGCACCAUUAACUGAUCUUCUCAAGAAGAAUCACUCUUGGGAAUGGUCAAAGGAGUGUCAAAAGGCCUUUGAUGAGUUGAAGGCUGCUAUCACAAAAGGACCAGUACUAGCAUUACCCGACUAUUCAAAGGUGUUUGAAGUCCACACUGAUGCUUCUGACUACGCUAUUGGAGGAGUUCUGAUGCAAAAAGGACAUCCUAUUGCCUUUGAGAGUCGCAAGUUGAAUGAUACAGAAAGGCGAUACACUGUCCAAGAGAAGGAAAUGACCGCAGUGGUGCAUUGUCUGAGAACUUGGCGUCACUACUUGCUUGGUUCACACUUCAUCGUCAAGACAGACAAUGUGGCUACAAGCUACUUCCAAACUCAAAAGAAGUUAAGCCCCAAACAAGCUAGGUGGCAAGACUUCUUGGCUGAGUUUGAUUUUGAAUUUGAAUACAAGUCAGGCAAGACUAAUGUGGUAGUUGAUGCGCUGAGUCGCAAGGCUGAGUUGGCGGCCAUUUCUAUGGCUGAAGGAGAUAUUGUGCAUACCAUCAAGGAAGGGUUGCAUCACGAUCCACUAGCCAAGAAGUUGGUGGAGUUGGCUAGAGAAGAGGAGGCAGCACGACUAUUCUUCAAGAAUGUGGUGAAAUAUUGGGGAUUGCCUAAGAGCAUCAUUAGUGAUCGAGAUCCACGCUUCACAGGACGACUAUGGACAGAGAUGUUCAACUCCUUGGGUCGGAGCUUCAUUUCAACAAGCUUCCAUCCUCAAACCGAUGGGCAGACUGAGAGAGUGAAUGCCUUACUCGAGUGUUACUUGAGGCAUUUUGUAAGCGCUAAUCAGAAGGACUGGACAAAACUCCUCGACAUUGCUCAUUCUCAUACAAUUUGCAAAGGAGCGAGUCCACAGGGAAGAGCCCGUUCGAGAUUGUGA
Molecule: messenger RNA, 3393 nt
Organism: Arachis stenosperma
Lineage: Eukaryota; Viridiplantae; Streptophyta; Magnoliopsida; Fabales; Fabaceae
Exons: 3
Coding region: 1-3393 (1130 amino acids)
Biological process (GO): proteolysis; DNA integration
Molecular function (GO): nucleic acid binding; aspartic-type endopeptidase activity
Source: RefSeq, a predicted model, not a curated record